Molecule: messenger RNA, 672 nt
Organism: Vitis vinifera (wine grape)
Lineage: Eukaryota; Viridiplantae; Streptophyta; Magnoliopsida; Vitales; Vitaceae
Product: valencene synthase-like
Exons: 5
Coding region: 1-672 (223 amino acids)
Molecular function (GO): magnesium ion binding; terpene synthase activity
Source: RefSeq, a predicted model, not a curated record
AUGCAGAUAGCCCGUGGCCAUAAAGAGCAGCAGGCUGAAGAUCUGAAAGAGGAAGUGAGAAGAGGGCUAAUGGCUGCUGCUGAUAUAUUCAACAAGUUCAAGGAUGAAAAAGGGGGCUUCCAGGAAUCUUUGAUCAAUGAUGUGAGAGGCAUACUAGGGUUGUAUGAAGCCACACAUCUCCGAGUGCAUGAAGAAGGAAUACUUGAUGAAGCACUCGUCUUUACCACCACUCACCUUGAGUCGGUCGUAGAACAUUUAGAAUAUCCUCUUGCAGAACAAGUUACUCAUUCCCUGAAGCAGCCCGUUAGGAAAGGUUUGAACAGACUAGAGGCGAGGUUGUUUAUAUCCAUCUACCAACAUGAAGCUCCGCAUGAUAAAGCUUUGCUGAAGCUGGCGAAGUGGCAUAAAGAACUAGACCUUGGCAUGAAGAUACCAUUUGCUCGAGAUAGACUGGUGGAAAGCUACUUCUUUGUACUUGCUAUGUUUUCUGAGCCCCAACAUUCAAGACCGAAGUGGGAUGAAAGCAACAGUCAACCGCCAGAAUACAUGGAAGUGAUCUAUCAGGUACUCUUAGAUGUCUACAAAGAAAUUGAGGAAGAGAUGGACAAAGAAGGAAAAGCAAAUUGCUUCCACUAUGCAAAAGAAGCGAUAAUAAUUGGGUUCAAAACAUAA